GGCACUUUACGCACAAACCUGUGUGUCCCUAGUGUUUCGGAAGUGUCUGGCAUUUUCCUUCCACUUUUUAAGACAUGCCGCGCGUCUAUGUCGGCAGAUUGAGUUAUCAUGUUCGGGAAAAGGAUAUCCAAAGGUUUUUCAGUGGCUAUGGGAAACUUUUGGAAAUUGACCUUAAAAACGGAUAUGGCUUUGUGGAGUUCGAGGACAACCGUGAUGCUGAUGACGCUGUGUACGAGCUGAAUGGGAAGGAGCUGUGUGGGGAGCGGGUGAUCGUGGAGCACGCCCGGGGCCCCCGGCGCGACCGCGAUGGAUAUGGUGGUGGGGGUUACUUUGGUGGUGGGCGCAGCAGCGGUUACAGCAGCAGCAGCAGCAGCAGGAGCCGCACUGGGAGAGACAAGUAUGGGCCUCCCGUCCGCACAGAGUACCGCCUCAUCGUAGAGAACCUGUCCAGUCGCUGCAGCUGGCAGGACCUGAAGGACUUCAUGCGUCAAGCUGGAGAGGUGACAUACGCGGACGCCCAUAAGGAGCGCACCAACGAGGGCGUGAUCGAGUUCCGCUCCCACUCGGACAUGAAGCGCGCCCUGGACAAGCUCGACGGCACUGACAUCAACGGCCGCAAGAUCCGGCUGGUGGAGGACCGGCCGCGCCGGCGACGCUCCGACUCCAGAAGCAGGUCCAGGUCUCGCAGCCGUAGACGCUCCCGGAGCAGAAGCCGCAGAAGCAAGAGCUCUCGUAGCAACUCCAGAUCACGCUCCAGGUCCAGAUCCCAGAGCAAGAGGCACUCCAAGUCCAAGAGAAAAUCCCGCUCCAAGUCUCCCGCCGCCAGCAAGUCCCGAUCCCAGACCGGGAAGUCUCGUUCCCGCUCCGACAAAUCCCGCUCGCGCUCCGACGCCCGCAAGUCCCGUUCCAAGUCCCGCUCCAAACCCAAGUCGGAGCAGCAGGAUUCCCACCAGGGUCGCUCCAAGGAGAAGUCGCUGGACAAGAAGUCUCGUAGCCACUCUGCAUCCCCCGUGGAGAACGGAGACGAGGAGAGAGCCAAAUCGGCCUCCCGCUCCCCCUCCCCACGAGACAGUCUCCACGACUCACCAGCCAAGCACUCUGGCUCACAGUCACCAUCAGGUUCUUGCUCCCACUCCCGCUCCAGGUCUGAGUCAGAUGAUUAAAAAAUCCAGUGCGCGCUCCAUAGGGCAGUAGGCUAUUCCAGGAGGGGUUAGUCACUUACGCCAGUGUGUUAAGGGUGCUUACAUAGUCGACGUUGCAUAAUUGCGAGCUAAGCAUGUGUAGAACAUGUUAACGUGCGAGACGCAGUGAAGAUGCAUAAUAACGCAAAGCGAGUAUCGAAAAUUCAGUGGACAUCAAGCAUAGUGAGGCGUAGCCUAGCGGCACGUGUAUGCAUCAGGAUGUGUCCACUACAUAUGUAAGCCACCUCACACUGAGCAAGUUGUAACUCUGCUAAUAGAAGACGCCUGUGACUUUGUUUUGAUUGAUGGAUAAACCUGCAAGUGUCUUCUAUUAGAAGUUUACCUUAGCAGCGUUGGUAACUAAACCACCUUUCUGGAAUAUGUCUCAGAAGGUAUUCAGGUAUUUGCUGGUUGUAUGCAGUACGCUUUUACCCCUCAUGGUAAAAGAUGCUGUAAAACUCUUCAUUGCCAUAUGCACAUAAUCAUGGUGUUUUGAUCAUUUUAUGAAAAUUAAAAAUUGCAGAUUGGUUUGAUUUUGGAUCAGGUAUUUGUUUACUUUGAAUGAAAGGCUUGUUUAGUGUUUAUGGGUCAAUACAUUGGAGCAGCGUGAGAUACUACUUGUUUGGCUGUUUAGUUUACAUGUUACCCUUUAAACUUUCUCCUUCCAGGCAAAGUUUUUCUUCUCACUUUGCCAAUUUGUUAUUGUAAUAUUUCAUCAGUGUUCCAUUGUAUGUCUUGUAUGUUCAGUUGGGGCCUCGGAGAACCAGUGAUAAAAUCUUCCCCUGUCACGUAAAGCGCAACGAAAGCAAGGUAGCUCUGUUUUCCUUGUUUUUUAGAGAUCACGUGUAUUUACUUUUUUGUUGAAGGAGAUCUCUAGCUAUAAUCUUAUGUCUAUGGUGACAGUAUUUUUUCUGAAUGUCAAUUGCUGUGUCCUUGAAACGGAAAUGUGAGAGGUUUUGCAGUGAAUGUUUUGUUCCUUUGGUUUGCGUUUUUGGUUUGCGUUUUUGGAAAUAUUUAAGCUGGAAUAAACAUUAUUUCACUGUGCA
Engraulis encrasicolus (European anchovy) is the source of this 2227-nucleotide messenger RNA. RefSeq names its product serine and arginine rich splicing factor 6b (gene srsf6b). Gene Ontology annotation, cellular component: cytoplasm; nucleus. The record is from RefSeq and is a predicted model, not a curated record. The transcript is spliced from 6 exons. Gene Ontology annotation, molecular function: mRNA binding. Bases 75 to 1163 code for a protein of 362 amino acids. NCBI's taxonomy places the organism in Eukaryota, Metazoa, Chordata, Actinopteri, Clupeiformes, Engraulidae.